CGUCGUCGCUACAUGUGAAGUGUCGCGAAGGAUAAUUACUCGCCAUCGCGCCCGCUGGUUUACCCGGCCCAGCAAACAUGAGCUGGGGCACGGAGCUCUGGGACCAAUUCGAGAAUCUGUCCCUGCACACACAAAAAGGGAUAGAGUUUCUCGAGAGGUAUGGCCACUUCAUACGCGAUCGUUGCGCGAUCGAAUUCGAAUACGCAGCGAAACUCAGGCGUCUCGUGAAGAGUUAUCAACCGAAGAAGAAGGAGGAGGAUUAUCAGUAUAGUCCUUGUCGGGCGUUUAAAAUGGAAUUGAACGAAGUGAACGAUCAGGCCGGUCAGCGGGAGGUAAUCGCGGAAAACCUCCAGGCCAACGUCCUGCGGGAACUUAACAUCCUGGUUAAGGACUUCAAGGAGGAUCGCAAGAAGCAUCUGCAGGAGGGCGCGCAAUUAAUGGCCACCCUAGCCGGUCAGAUCGGCAAUCUGGAGCGUGCCAGGAAGGCCUACGAGAAGGCUUUCCGCGAAGCGGAGCGCGCUGUGGAGAACUACCAGCGAGCGGACGCGGAUCUUAAUCUUUCGAGAGCAGAGGUCGAGAAACAGAGGAUGAAUAUGACUAUGAAGACCCAGCAGAGCGAGGAAGCCAAAACGGAGUACGCGAAUCAGCUACAAAAAACGAAUGACAUGCAGACGUUGCACUACCACACAGCGAUGCCGGAAGUGUUUCAACAUCUUCAGGAGUUGGACGAGAAGAGGAUAAAAAACAUGCGGAAUUAUAUGAUGAAAUCUGUAGAGAUUGAGCGAGCAGUGGCACCGAUAAUUGCCCAAUGCCUAGACGGCAUUGAGAAGGCGGCGAACGAGAUUAACGAAAAGGAGGACACAAUGUUGUAGAGCGGUUUCCAGCCACCCGGAGAUUUUCCCUUUGAAGAUUUAUCGGUUGCUAAGAACUAUGAGAGCAACAGUCAAUUGGCUCAGCCCGUCAUGCAGCCAAUCCAUAAUCACCUCACGGUUAAGGGUACCGUCUCCGGUGGCAAGAUCAAGAAGAGGGUCGGCCUCUUCGGGAUCUUCGGCAGUAAUAAGAAGUUGAUCGAGGUGUGCAUAGCUUUAAAGAACAAUGUGCCUGGCUACGGUGACGGUGCCAAGGAGGACUGCAGCGAUUUGCCACCGAAUCAGCGGAAGAAACGAUUGCAGCAGCGACUGGACGAGAUCCAGGCGAAAAUCCAACAGGAGACUGCAGCGAGAGAUGGUUUAAUGAAGAUGAAAGGCGUGUACGAACAGAAUCCCGCUCUCGGAGAUCCGAUGAGUAUAGAGGGCCAACUAAACCAGUCCAGUAACAAACUGGACAAGCUCGGAGUUGAAUUGGCAAAGUUUCAAGGAUUCCUCGAAGAAGCGAUGCGUGCUGGUGCCAGUUUGUCUAGCCCAAGUCAAGCACAGCGAAAACCUACUACUAACGGUUCGGCAACGAGGCCACUAAGUUCACGAAGAGGUAGUCAUUCGGGUGGCGAGGAGAGCCUUUCGAGAUCCGCUUCAGAUUCGAGCGUCUGUAAUGCGAACGCGAAUCAACCGGUUCACAAGAAGAGCGCACCGAGCACACCACAGCCAAUUCAUGGUUCCACGAACAGCCCGGAAUCUGGCCUUGGUGAGUCGAGAACGUCGCUACCCGGCAGCGGCUGCGAGGAUUAUUAUCAUGACGAAGUGGACGCUCAGCCGCCACUGGGAACAUGCCGGGCGCUUUAUCCUUUCGAUGCAACUAGCGAAGGUUCCAUACCGAUGUACGAUGGCGAAGAGCUAUAUAUGAUCGAGCUGGACCAGGGAGACGGUUGGACUAGAGUGAGACGCAUUUCGCAACCGAUCGAAGGUUUUGUGCCGACCUCGUACAUAGAGUGUCAUCUCUACAACACUUAGCCGCUUCUCCUAGGUUGUUAAAGAGAAUCUUCGUGAUGCGAAAUCAUUCAAAGGAGAUUAUAAACAAAGAAAAUUUGGUGCCGUCGAAAACUUGAGGGUCAUGUGUUGGACGAAUUGACACAGGAUAUCGGGAUGACAAGAGCGGAUCGCAGGCCUAAUCAAUACUCUCGAACGAUGGAAAGUCGAAAUAUUCUUAAAUUUGGAGAUGCAAUCAGGAACUUGUGGACGUGGACAGGAUUGUGAAUAUUCACAAAUAAAGUAUAUUACAAAAUUUCUCUUAAAAUUUAUAAGAUUGAUGAAAGAUAAAAGAUAGAAUUCCUUAUUCAUAUAGAAUAGAUAGGACUCCUUAUUCAGGAAAAAAAAAAUCUUUCAUCAAUCUAAUGAUCCGCAAUCAUAAUCUAUAGAAGUAGAAGCAUCCGCGGAAUCGAAUUAUCGCGUGCUAAUACUCUCAUAUUCAACGAAAUCGUGAUCACACCUCCAAACACAUCUCAAGGAUUUCUGUUCGAUUGAUCGAUCGAUCGAUCAGGAAGAAACAAAGGAACGAUACAAUACGAACAAAUGCCCCAGCUUUGUGAUCAAUCAGUAAUAUAAGCGUAAUAGGAAUAAGAUUGAGCUCAUUUUUGGGCUUAUUAUAGAUCCCUAAGAGAUAUAUUUUGCCCUUAUUCGGAUUUAUUUAAUACUUUGUUAUGUAAUAAUUAGUCUUGUAAUUAUCUGUUAAAAAGGUAUUUAACAGAUUUUAAUAGCGUAUUAUUAAUAGCGAAUGUAUUAUUUACAUUUACAUUUAAAUAAUUAUUUUCGUGAUCUAAAAAGUCAUACCAUUUUUUUUUUAUGAAGGCUCGCGGCGGUCGUACAGUCUUACUCGUAUUAUUAUAUUUUGAAAUUAUAAGUUGAUAUUAAUGGCUGUUGAUAAUUAUUAAUGAUAAAUUUUUAACCACGGCUCUAUUGUUACCGCGAGAAGAAAUUCUACAUGCCGAAGACCAUAUCGGGACCUGCAUCCUUUUGCGUUUAAUUCUCGUCGAAAUUACUAUUGAUAACAAUAAUUAUUACAUUAUUAAUCUCCAAAGUUUUUAUUUAAAAAUACUGUACCUUGCAAACUGUACACUGUUUUAUUGUGUAAAUAAAUAAUUCUCUUUUUUAUUAUUUUAAAUUAGUCUUAUACGAAGGGUCACUGUGGCCCCUAAGUCUAUCUACGGCAGGAAACUCAUGAAUCCAGAAGUAAGGGUUGAAUUACUUGAAUUUAGGCAUCUGUAUGAUGGCGUUAUGGUCUGAUCAUAUACAUACUCGAUUAUACGCAUUUGUCACUUUUAAUUUUUUAGCAGGAGCAAGAAUCGAAACAGAAAAAUUUUAUUGGAUAAUUGUUGAAAAAAUAAUUAUUUAAACUCGUAAUUGGGAAAUGCCAGAUUUUAGUCAGCUAUUGACACAAUGGUUGACGAAAAUAGUGCAAUAUUCUGAUUAAAAAUCUUCAGACGAAUUUUCUGUCUCUAUAAAAAUUUAUAUAUAAGUUCUUAAGCUCGCUGCAGAAUUACACUAAUGUAGCUGCUUAAGGAUUAAAGUGCGACGUCUUUUCGUGAAGAGUCGAUAGUGAAAUGGUCCUUAAUGCACUCACGUGACUUUUCGAGACGUAUGCUUUUUCCGUGUGGAUGUGCACGAAAGAAACAUUUAACGACCUCGUUGAGAAAAAAAGAAGUAACUAUCUUAGUAAUAAUAAUUGCGCUCCGCCUACUCGUCACUUGCAAAUUAAUCAUAACUGUUGUAAUCGUCGCCGCACCGAAGUUUUAUCGUUCUUUUGUAUACUUGACUCGACGUCGUAAAAGGCGGCCGACUGUUACACGGACACGGCUUACUAUCACGCUAAGAGAACACGAGACUGAUCGCUACUAGAGUUUCGUCGUACUCGCGCGAGUCGAACAAAAUCUUGACGUUUACUCGUAAUCGAGAUUGCAAAAAUCUCGACAAGAUUCUGAAAUACAUUGGCAUCGAGACAAGAGUUACAGAAAUUAUGAAAACACAAAAUGUACAUAAUACAGGAUAAAAUUCGGCAAAGGAUUUAUAUGCAU
Messenger RNA from Mycetomoellerius zeteki, 3943 nucleotides. RefSeq names its product formin-binding protein 1-like Cip4 (gene Cip4). The record is from RefSeq and is a predicted model, not a curated record. Lineage: Eukaryota; Metazoa; Arthropoda; Insecta; Hymenoptera; Formicidae. Gene Ontology annotation, biological process: signal transduction. Gene Ontology annotation, molecular function: protein binding. The transcript has 11 exons.